Penaeus monodon (black tiger shrimp) is the source of this 1413-nucleotide messenger RNA. RefSeq names its product leucine-rich repeat extensin-like protein 3. Bases 1 to 1413 code for a protein of 470 amino acids. The record is from RefSeq and is a predicted model, not a curated record. The transcript has 3 exons. NCBI's taxonomy places the organism in Eukaryota, Metazoa, Arthropoda, Malacostraca, Decapoda, Penaeidae.
AUGCCGCGGGUGGUCGUAACUUGCUCUAACGACAUCAUUCAUAGACUUGGCAAUUUUCCACAAGGCGACUGCACAAGGAUGUUUACAAACCAUGACGACACAUUUAACGACCUCUGGGACAUUGCUGAGAAUUAUGAGGAGUGCCUGAACCGCCUCCGCCCACGUCCUCUCAGCCGCCCCCGCCCACGUCUUCUCCCGCCCCCGCCCACGUCCUCUCAGCCGCCCCCCCCUCGCCCUCAGCCGCCCCCGCCCACGUCUUCUCAACCGCCCCCGCCCACGUCCUCUCAACCGCCCCCCCUCGCCCCUCAGCCGCCCCCGCCCACGUCUUCUCAGCCGCCCCCGCCCACGUCCUCUCAGCCGCCCCCCCUCGCCCCUCAGCCGCCCCCGCCCACGUCCUCUCAGCCGCCCCCGCCCACGUCCUCUCACCGCCCCCCCUCGCCCCUCAGCCGCCCCCGCCCACAUCCUCUCAGCCGCCCCCCCUCGCCCCUCAGCCGCCCCCGCCCACAUCUCUCAGCCGCCCCCGCCCACGUCCUCUCAGCCGCCCCCCUCGCCCCUCAGCCGCCCCCGCCCACGUCCUCUCAGCCGCCCCGCCCACGUCCUCUCAACCGCCCCCCUCGCCCCUCAGCCGCCCCCGCCCACAUCCUCUCAGCCGCCCCCGCCCACGUCCUCUCAGCCGCCCCCGCCCACAUCCUCUCAGCCGCCACCCCUCGCUCCUCAGCCGCCCCCGCCACAUCCUCUCAGCCGCCCCGCCCACGUCCUCUCAACCGCCCCCCCUCGCCCCUCAGCCGCCCCCGCCCACGUCCUCUCAGCCGCCCCCGCCCACGUCCUCUCAGCCGCCCUCCCUCGCCCCUCAGCCGCCCCCGCCCACAUCCUCUCAACCGCCCCCGCCCACGUCCUCUCAGCCGCCCCCCCUCGCCCCUCAGCCGCCCCCGCCCACAUCCUCUCAGCCGCCCCCGCCCACGUCCUCUCAACCGCCCCCCCUCGCCCCUCAGCCGCCCCGCCCACGUCCUCUCAGCCGCCCCCGCCCACAUCCUCUCAGCCGCCCCCGCCCACGUCCUCUCAACCGCCCCCCUCGCCCCUCAGCCGCCCCCGCCCACAUCCUCUCAGCCGCCCCCGCCCACGUCCUCUCAACCGCCCCCCCUCGCCCCUCAGCCGCCCCCGCCCACAUCCUCUCAGCCGCCCCCGCCCACAUCCUCUCAACCGCCCCCGCCCACCCGCCCCCGCCCACGUCCUCUCAGCCGCCCCCCCUCGCUCUCAGCCGCCCCCGCCCACAUCCUCUCAACCGCCCCCGCCCACAUCCUCUCAGCCGCCCCCGCCCACAUCCUCUCAACCGCCCCCGCCCACGUCCUCUCAACCGCCCGCAAUAAUUACACGCCGCCGCUCUCAUCAAAGCAGAACUUUUCUACUUCGUGA